GACGCUUCAUUCCCCCUCCAGGCAGACAUCUCUAUGUCUGACCUCGACUUCACUGAGUUCGACGCCGAUGGACUUAGUGCACUUGAGAAGAUCUACCUUUUCUCGAGGAGUCAUGCGGGGUUCCACCGUGUGUUUAUUGUGCACGCGCUUCCCAGAUACCUCGAUGUGGAUCACGUUACACCCGCUGAGGCGGUGGAGUACGUUCUUCCUCUGCUGAACGGCCUCGCUCUUGACGAAGAUGAGGCAGUGAAGGAAGCCCUAGCGGCAGAGUUGCUACCCAUUGUCUGGUGGUUUAUAACACACUGCAGACUCGUCGAGGAAGACUUCUCAACCCCCCAGCAGGAUACCAUCCUGGAACAACUAGCAGAGCAAUCACCCGAGCUCGCCGGAGUAACGCCAAUUCCGGUGCAGGCAUUUACUCCAAUUCUGGGGACGUUACUGCUAAGUCAAAACACAUUGGUUGGUGGCCCUGCACGACAUGCCGUCGUCCAACUCCUCAAGCGCAUUCGGCACGCCGAGGAGCGCGAGGACGGUCAUCCAGUCACUCUCCCCACCGACAACGAGCGGCCUGAACCCGACUAUGCUGUAGGCCUGCUUGGCCCUCCGGAGCGCCACUUGUUCGAGCACGAGAUCGUCCACUCUGUUGUCAUCGGCAUGGGCCGUCUUGAUAUGCCGGAUGUGGAUGACGGACCACUUUCCAACAUUUCGACGCCUCGCAGUCAGGGUGGGCACCACGAAACGCAUAUCGAACAUCACCCGCACAGCGGCCACGAUAUGCGUCCUGCGACACCUCCGAUUCCAGCAGAUGCACCGGAUUCGACAACGGCCGGCUCGACGCCACUGGCUGCGCCGUCCAGCACGCCCGAUUCGUAUUUCCCGGUCAUGCCUGUUGCGCCGCACGGGACGCCAGCACCAUCUCCAUCAGCCUCUCCGAGAAGGAAGCCGUCCGAUCUACCGGAACAGCGCGACGCGACAUCCCCAAUGGCUGACGAAGAUGACAUCAGCGAAGAGGCUGCUGUCGGUCGUCUGUCGAGUAUGAGUUUGAUGGCGGCCGUUACGGCAAGUGGAACCUUGAAGGAGGAGACGAAGACCGCAUUCGUCACUGAAGUCGAGCGGGUAGGGAGAGAUCCAGUCUACUGGGUUAGAAGAGAAGCUGCCUUUGCUGUCGGAGCAUUAGCCAAGGUUGUGCCAGACGAACUCGUAAUCUCAUCUCUGCUGCCGCUUUUUGAGUCACUCUACCAAGAUCCUAUUUGGCAUGUUCGUCACUCGGUGCUAUUCGCACUGCCUGCCAUCCUAUCUCGACUCCCUCCCAAUCGCAGGCGCUCGCUGGCCCUCGAUGUCAUACUCCCUCUAUCCUCAGACGAGUCACCCACUGUUCGAUCUGCAGUGCUUGAGGCUCUCGGUGAGGUCAUGCAUACAUUCAUCGAUCUCGAGGAUGGACCACCACGUGAGCUCCUCGAUAUGUUCAUUGGCGUUCGCGGAGGCGGCGCCGAAGCGGCUACAGUCAUCCAGCCGGACGCCUCAUCCACAAUCCAAUCACCGAUAUCUGCAUCUUCUCGGACAAGCUACAAUCCGGGUGCAGAACCACAAACGGAUGUGGACAUUUAUGACGACCCAGCUCGCCCCCUUGUCUGUGCAUUCAACUUCCCCGCUGUUGCUCUGACUCUGGGACGCUCGCGGUGGCCUGAACUCCGUAACCUCUACCUCACCUUGUCGCAGAGCUCCUCAUUCAAGGUGCGGCUAACUCUUGCCGCCUCCCUUGGGGAGAUAGCAAAGAUCAUUGGACCGACGAACGCUCGGGAAGACCUCAUGGACGUUUGGCGGGCGAGUAUCUCCGCCGACGACACCGAAGUGCGACUGAAGGCUACCGAAUGUGCCGCGGUGUUUGUGCGUGCGUUAGCGCCCCCGGAGCAGGUUGCCGCACUAGGAGAAAUAGAGGUCGGCGUUACAUCAGGGAAACUCCGAGGCUGGAGAGAGCGGGAAGAGGUUAUGAAAAGCCUCGCCUCUUUCCUGGACAUCUCUGGCUGCGAGGAUAUCCUCCGGCGGCUCCUAAUGCAAGGCCUCGGAGACCGCGUGUCCGCUAUCAGAGAAGCUGCGGUUUCAGCGACACCGGCGUUCGUAAAAGCAUGGAGAUAUAUGCCUCGCCUUAUAACCGGGCUCAGGGAGGGUAUUAGAGCUCUUGCUCACUCCGAUUCGUACCGCGAGCGAACCACAUUCGUGACAUGCGAACAGGCAGUCCUCGUCUCCACAGAGAGCGAUUUUGUCUUGUUUGACGAAGGCUUUUGGGACAUACUCUCUCAUCUCAGUCGCGACCCCAUAGUAGAUGUGAGGAUCCGCGUCGCACGUCUCUUGGUGACAAUCUCCACCGACCACGUCAAUGACGCGCCCAUUAUGGCUCGUGCCUUGACGCUCGCUGAGCGGCUGGAACAGGAUUCCUCACAGGACGUUCGCGCCUUCGCACGAUCCAUCAGGUCACGCAGCGAGUCAGUUGCACCGAGAAGUCCCUGGGAAAUGGAGGCUCCGAAGAGUGCCAUUACGUUUUCUCGACCUCCGCCCCUCGCGCCCAGUUGAUAAACGUGCGACGAGCGAAUUUUCGUCAAGCUCCUCCUACCCUCCUGGGCCUCGUAUAGCGGUCGCCGCUCAUUAUCCCUGCUACUCGCGGAUCAGUGUUUGGUACGGCAAGCACCAGUAAAGGCCUCCGCAUCUCCGUGUCAACUCUCGUGCCGCCCAGCAGGCCUUCUUGCACAGGCUGCAGAUCACACGACUGGACGGGGAAUCGUCGACCCUUGUAGUUGUCACGCUAGUCGGAGAUGCUAAAGCUCUUCGUCCUCUGCCCCUAGGAUGAUGAUCCUUCUCGGCCGUAUACCCGCAUCGGCACCAUCCUUUGGGCUCUAUCUUCUUGUGUUGUCACUUGUUUAUUUAAGUUAACAUGUAAUGGAGGUCGUCCGUUAUGACACGAUCACAUUGUACCAGAUACAUAUAUUAUAGAUCGUAUACAUCCAGAUGUCACUAUAGAUAUUCGCAGAUAUAAUAACGCCAUUGACGCCACU
Postia placenta MAD-698-R-SB12 is the source of this 3050-nucleotide messenger RNA. RefSeq lists its product as hypothetical. Gene Ontology annotation, biological process: protein dephosphorylation. Bases 34 to 2571 code for a protein of 845 amino acids. The record is from RefSeq and is a predicted model, not a curated record. Gene Ontology annotation, molecular function: protein binding; protein phosphatase regulator activity. Lineage: Eukaryota; Fungi; Basidiomycota; Agaricomycetes; Polyporales; Adustoporiaceae. The transcript is spliced from 8 exons.